CGUCAACACGUGGAGCAUUCGUCGAACCUUCGUCAUCUUGAUCCAUCUUCAAAUUUUGCAGAACAAAUUCUUGACGCCUGUUGGAAAGCUCCAUCAUUGGAUAUUAUCGUCAGUCUCGAGGAAUGGCAUUUGGACCAAAGAAAGCAACUUGAAGGUGUCAAUUUUACGCUCUCUGCAAAUGCCGAUGACGAGAGAGCCCUUUUUGAGGAAGCUAGCUAGUAGAUAAACAAACCAGAGGAAGAUUUGUUCGGUGCACUCCAAGGUUCCUGUUGUCAUUUUUCUUAUUCAAUUCAACGAUCCAAGCCCACCAUGCCCAAGAUUCCACUUAACGCCAAGGCUGCUUUUCUAGGAUUGCUUGUCUUUUCUGCUUCCGUCGAGUCCUUUGUGCAUAACUCAAGGACUACUACACUGACUCCGAAAAUAAGACGGCAACCUUGGGAUACCCCUACCAUCCACCGAACACCGACAAAGAUAUGGGACAAUUUGAACGGUGAAAAUGGGCUUAAUGGAAGCAAUGGCGAAAUUGACUUGACCAAAGUGUCGCCACGGGUAUAUCCCCAGAGAUGGGUGCAACUUGCCUACCUGUCACUGUUAGCCCUGCUGAGUGAUUGGGUGUGCUUUUCCCUGGCGGCAACACCCUCUGUCUUUGAAGACAGCUUUCACCAUUCGGCAGCCUCUUUGAUUGAUUUGUUUUUAUUUACGAAUGUGGCUAGCUGCUUUUUGGUAACUGAUGUGGUGGCCAAGGUUGGACUACAAAAGGCAAUUCAGGGGGCUGCUGUUUUGAUGGCAGCUGGGUGUUGGUUACGGUCGGGACUAGGCUUUGUGCUCCCCGUGUUGGCGGCACAUGCCGCUGACCUACCGGAUGCCAUGGCUGACACUGUCGAAACCCUGGCUUCAUCGGUGACACCCGACGGGUUGGUGCCAUACCCGGUGUUGGUGGCAGGCACUCUCAUGGUGGGUGCGGCCCAACCGUUUUUCCAAUGCACUCCGCCUCUCCUCAGUGCUUUGUGGUUUGCCAGUGAUGAAAGAGCCACCAGUACUGCCGUGGCUCUCAACUUUAAUCAAAUUGGCAUUGCCACGGCAUUUUUGGUCGGUGGUGCCAUGGCCACCUCGGCAUCGGGAAUGGAAAAUUACUUUGGUUUGAUUGCUGUCUUGGCGUCCGUGGCAGCUGCCGGAAGUCUGUUGCAAUUUGAAGAUGAACCGCCCAUUCCACCCAGUGCCUCGGAACUGGAAAAGAAAAUCAAAGGAGAGAUAGAACCACCCUUUAUCGAAUCUGCCAAAAAAUUCUUUGCUACCAAGGGUUUCACACGAGCCUUGGCAGCCUUUGUGUGCAGUAUUUCUAUUACGAAUAUUGUGGGUGCGUUCAUCGAUGAGGUCAUGGUACGGGGUGGUGUAACGGAACAGUUCCAGAUUGAUUUGGCGGGUGCUGGCUUUGAAUUGGCCAUUCUGGUUGGAGGCAUUGCCAUUGGUGGUUACGUAGAUCGUUCCAAGAAGUACAAGUCUGUCACCAUGGCCUGUUUGGCCGCGACAGCCUUUUUGUCGAUUCCAUUGGGACUGACGGAUCAUUGGCUGGGCAACGAACCUAUCUUGCUUGUCAUGAGUUUGCUGGGAUUGGGGUUGGCGGCAGGACCGGUCCAGCCCAUUAAUGCCGAGCUGGCCGUGGAUGUGACAUACCCUGGAGAUGAAACUGCCGUGGAGAGUGUCCAGCAAAUUGGUGGCAACCUCAUUUCUGCACUUCUCGUACCUUUGGCGGAGCUGGCCACAAGACAGGACUAUGAGAUGUUUCGGCGCAACAAAUUUUUCGAAAGUGAUAUUCGAGGAGAUGUGAUCUUGCUCGUAUUGAUUGCAUCUGCCACUCUGGCGUACUACAGCGGCUUUGAUGCACCAUUGCUGCGGAGUGCCGCGGAUGCCGAGGGAGAAGAGCAGACGCCAGAAGUUUCAGCCUCUCAGGUUGCGGCGGUCAACGAUGCCGUGCUGAAAUGAUUCACGUCCAAGACGCUCAGUUUUGCCCACCGUUGCUCUCGAUGACAUCUGCCAAUGUCGCUGGCAACAACAAAACUUGCACAGGCACAGCAACAUUGAUCGCAAAAGACACCGCACGGCUACCACAUAAAACACCGGCAUCUGGCCCGGACAGAACCAAAACAACAAAACCAGCGCAACACAUCCAUCAUUUGCCAAGCACAGCUACACUACUUAAAUUCUUAGAUUGCCUACUUUUUUGC
This is a messenger RNA of Seminavis robusta, 2225 nucleotides long. The record is from the annotation of a GenBank genome assembly. Lineage: Eukaryota; Bacillariophyta; Bacillariophyceae; Naviculales; Naviculaceae.